GGCCUCCGGCCCCGGGGCGCGGCGCGGCGCGGGCGGCAGCAUGGUGGAGAAGCGCUGCCCGCUGCAGAGGGACGGCGUGUACCGCUGGUUCUCGGAGCUGCCGUCGCCGCAGCGCGUGGAGUUCCUGUGCGGCCUGCUGGACCUGUGCAUCCCGCUCGAGCUGCGCUUCCUCGGCUCGUGCCUCGAGGACCUGGCCCGCAAGGACUACCACUCGCUGCGCGACUCGGAGAUCAAGGCCAACAACCCCGCCGACCUGGGCAGCCUCACCAACCUGACGGACGAGGUGGUGCGCAGCAAGCUGCUGGUGUCGCUGGCGCUGCUGGGCUCGGAGCAGCGCGAGGCGGCGGGCGUGCUGUACCGCACGCUCACGCACAUCGACUCCAUCAUCCACAACUACGGGCUGCAGCUCAACGAGGGCCGCACUGGCGAUGAGUUCCUGCUGCUCUUCACCAUGGCCUCCAACCACCCGGCCUUCAGCUUCCACCAGAAGCAGGUGCUGCGGCAGGAGCUCACGCAGAUCCAGAGCAGCCUGAGCGGCGGCGGCGGGGGCCACGGCGGCGGGGGCCACGGCGGCGGGGGCCACAGCGGCGGCAAGAGCGCGCUGCCCACCUGCCCGGCCUGCCACAAGGUGACUCCAAGAACCGAGGCCCCCGUCAGCAGUGUGAGUAAUAGUUUGGAGAAUGCACUACAUACGUCAGCACAUUCCACAGAGGAGUCGCUGCCCAAGAGGACUGUGGGGAAACACUCCAAAGUGAGUGUUGAAAAGAUAGACCUGAAGGGAUUAUCACACAAAAAAAAUGAAAGACAUGUUGAAUGUUCCUUUGAGGUCUUGUGGUCUGAUUCUUCAGUAACAUCAGUAACCAAAUCUUCCUCUGAAGUGACUGAAUUUAUUUCAAAGUUACCCCAGCUGUACCCUGAAGAAAAUCUGGAGAAGUUCAUUCCUUGCUUAGCUGGCCCAGAUUCCUUUUACGUAGAGCGAAAUCACAUGGAUCUGGAAGCAGACCUGAGGUAUUUGGCCUCAUUACCUUCUCACUUAUUAAAAAAUGACCACGUUAAGAGAUUUUUCAGCACUUCAUCUCCCACCCAACAGCUUCAAAGUCCAAGUCCUGGCACCCCCUCCCUCUCUAAAGUGGGUACCAUGAUGGGCGUGUCUGGAAGGCCUGUGUGUGGUGUGGCUGGCAUCCCAUCCUCUCAGAGCGGCGCCCAGCACCACAUGCAGCACUCGGCCAGUGCAGCCACCUUGCCCCACUGCUCCCACACAGGGGGUACAGGCUCAGCACUGGCCUACCGGGCCCAGAUGGACACCUCGCCUGCCAUCCUGAUGCCCUCCAGUCUGCAGACCCCUCAGACUCAGGAGCAGAAUGGGAUCUUAGACUGGCUUAGGAAACUGCGCUUGCACAAGUACUACCCAGUCUUCAAACAGCUCACAAUGGAGAAGUUUCUGAGCCUUACUGAGGAAGAUCUAAAUAAAUUUGAAUCCCUCACAAUGGGAGCAAAGAAAAAACUCAAGACUCAGCUGGAGCUGGAGAAGGAGAAGUCAGAAAAACGGUGCCUGAACCCCGCAGCCCCACCCCCAGUCACCAGCAGCGGAGUGGCCCGAGUCCCACCCACCAGCCAUGUCGGGCCUGUGCAGACAGUGCGAGGCACCCACGCUGCAGCGCUGCGGGUAGAAGUGGAGCAGGCCCCUCACCAGACGGCCCGGGAAGGCAGCUCCUCAGAAUGCUCCAGCUCUUCGCCCAGCCCGAUGGGGGUGCAGGGCCGGGAAGAGAGCUCGGACAGCGCCGAGGAGAACGACAGACGUAAGGACAUGCGGCCUGGUGAGCACUGCGCUGUUCCUGCCCUGGCCUGUGAGGCUGUGCUGACCGCCCUGUUUCCAUCCCUAGGUGUGGAGAUUCACUUGGAGGGCUCGGAUAAGGAGAAGCCCGUCAUGCUACUGAAUCAUUUCGCUUCCAGUUCUGCCAGACCCACGGCCCAGGUUCUCCCCGUGCAGAAUGAGGCAGGCUCCAGUCCAUCGGGCCACCACCCCCUGCCCCCCCAGAUGAUGGCUGCAGCCUCUCACCUAGCGCCCAUCCGGAUGCUGAAUUCCGUGCACAAGUCGGAAAGAGGGGGUGCGGACAUGAAGCUCCUCCCGCCUUCCGUGCACUCGCUGCUGUCUCUAGAAGAAAGGAGUAAACUCUCGGGACCAAGAGGCGGCAUCAAAGUGGACAAGAACUUUGGCCAUGCAGUGAUCGACGCAGCACCCGCACCCACCCCCCAGCAGCCCCUGCAGGUCCUCUCCGCCCUUGCCGAGAGCAGCUCCGUGUCACCUAGCGUCUCCUUCGGUCCCCGUGCCAAAGUCGUACACACGUCUGCGCUGGACCGGGUGAUGAAGCCGGCCCCGCAGUCAGCUCUGGCGGCGGAGAGCAGCACGGCCGCCGCAGGGACGUCGAGCACGGUCUUCCACGUGGCUCGGCCCCCCAUCAAACUUCUGGUGUCUUCAUCUGUCCCCGCGGACUCUGCCAUUUCUGGGCAAACUCCCUGUUCUAAUAACGUGCAAAUAAGCGUGCCCCCUGCAAUAAUAAACCCCCGGACUGCUCUGUACACCGCCAACACCAAAGCUGCCUUCUCUGCGAUGAGCAGUGUGCCCGUGGGGCCCCUGCAGGGCAGCUUCUGUGCGAACAGCAACACUGCCUCCUCCAGCAGCCACCCUUCCACGUCCUUCGCCAGCAUGGCCACUGUGCCCAGCUGCCCAGCUCCCAGCUCCAGCCCCGCGCUCUCCUCGGCCCCCGAAAGCAGUUUCUACAGCAGUAGCGGCGGCGGAGGUGGCAGCGGCUCCCCCGGGAACAUUCCUGCCUCCACCCAGAACCACCACCACCACCACCACCAUCAGCAGCCAUCGGCGCCCCAGCAGCCCACACCGGCCCCACCGCCUGGCUGCGUUGUGUGCACGUCCUGUGGAUGCAGCGGCAGCUGUGGCUCGAGUGGCCUGACCGUCAGCUAUGCCAACUACUUCCAGCACCCGUUCUCGGGGCCGUCUGUGUUCCCCUUCCCCUUCCUGCCCUUUAGCCCUGUGUGUGGCAGCGGCUACGUGGGUGCCCAGCAGUAUGGUGGUGGCGCCUUCCCCGUGGUGCAUUCGCCCUACGGUGGCAGUGUGCCUCCCGAGCCUGUGCUGGGCGGCCAGUCUGCGUUCACCGUGCCACCCAUGCAGAGCUUCAUGGCAGGCGCGGCGGGUGUGUACCAGGCCCCAGGACUAGUGGGCAGCAGCAACGGCGCCAGCCACAAGAAGAGUGGCAAUCUGUCGUGUUACAACUGUGGGGCCACUGGGCACCGCGCUCAGGAUUGCAAGCAGCCGUCCAUGGACUUCAAUCGGCAAGGUACUUUUAGGUUGAAAUAUGCCCCUCCAGCAGAAAGUCUGGACUCCACAGACUGACAUUUUUCUCUGGCAACAGAACACUAUUAAGCCAUGGAAACAGAAGGAAAAUUAAAUCCAAAACUGAGAAGUCUAGUUGCUGUUGAGCUUACUAUUUUUAAUCCAAAGGUGCUUUACUUUACUAGACUGGAUAGAAAACCUAGCGUAGGAGUGCAUCAAACUCAGUUUUAUUGCCAAAAUCCUAGAUUGGAGCUUGACGUCAGGACUCGCCUGGUUGGUGCCUCCACCACGGUUGUGAUGUGGAGACCUCCGUCUCCCGAGGAGCAUCGCCGUCAUCGGUUCUACCAGGUCACAUGUAAUUCCAGGGCAGCUACGCAAGAUCGGAAUCAGAACUGCAGGUUGUAGUUCUCCACGUGGAGUUCCGCCAGACGGACUCUUGAUACCCUGGGUGAGGGGACAUGUCGCCUUUGUUUCGUUUCGUUGUUUGGUUUUGUUUUGUUCCUCCAGUGGUUAGACACUAAUCUCUCUGGGCUUUUUAAGGAUUGCACUACAGAAGAAUGUACACUGAUGUCAAUCUCUGCCAUUCUGGGAGACAGACUCCCUGAGACCAGUCAGUGCAAGACAUCCGUUUUUAAGGAGUUGGCACCAGCAGGCUAUGUGACUUGGUACACAGCAGAGAUUUUAGCAUUUCCUUCCCUCCUUAAAACACUUGUAGCAGUCUCAAGUUUUUAAUUUUUUUUCUGCGAAUAAAUUUAAACUAUGUUAUUAAAUAGAAAUAGUUACUCGCAACAACUUAAUAUCUAAGGGUCCAAGUCCCAGAGAAUCCCUUCCUUCUCGGCCCAUCAAUAGCUUGAAGUCCUGUCAUUUUCCACCUCGACGGAGCUCUUGCAGAGACAUGGUGACCGCACAGCCUUCGUGAGCUGGCUCUGAGGGAUGCUCCACGUCCUUGGCAAAGUUGGCAAGUUCUUUUAUCUCACACGGAUCUCCCAAGGACCCCAAGGCUUACUGCUAACGGAUUCACACUUGAGACAGACAUUUCAACAAUACAGUCCUAUAAUUCACGAGCAAAAGAUUCGAAAUGUUCUCCUGUCAACUUCUUUUGUAUUAGGCUGUGUAUUAAUGGUUAGUUCUGCUAAAAAUGACCCGAAAACUACAAUAGAAAGUGGUAAGACUCUAAAAGAGACCACACCAACAGGACAGAGCUACAAGAUCUGCAGGAAUCUAGUUUUAUCCAAAGUAGGAAAGAAAUCCUCACCGUACAGCUCUGUGUCACCCCAUUACCAUGAAAGCUUCUUGGUCUGAAAUUGAGGGACUUAUAAAUCUUUAAAGCUAAAAGGGAAUUUUCUGCUCAAAUAUUGUUAUUUUAAACACUAAAGCCUUCAAUAUUAAAAUAUUUGGUAAGGCCUUGCCCAGGGAUUCUGCAGAUGAAUAUUAAAAAAAAAAUCAUAAUAUUCAGACCUUUCUUAAAAUGGGACAAUCAGCCUCAUGCCCGAUUGGUGUAAAAGAAUAUCCUAGAAUUUGAGGCGUUGUGAUGUGAGGCUUCAAAUUUUAUGAUCAGUUUCCUGGCUGGAGGGAAACUAGCAGAGUUGUUACAUUUUUUUAUGAAAGGCUUUUAGUAGAGUUUUUUAGAGUUUUAUUUUAGUAGAGUUUCAUUUCUAUGCAAUGCAGAAUUGACAGACCUCUGUAUGCUAUCUCUCUUCCUGGUACACAGUAUUAUAUACAGUUUUGAAGUGAUGGUGACGCUUACAACAACUUUUUUGGGGAAUGUUAUAUUGAUCUCAUAAUUAUAAACAAAAUGUCAAAAUAACGAGAACUGACACAACUUUGCCUUAAAGAGUAGGAGCCUGGAACUUGUCAUACGAUGUUUAAGGAAGACUUGGGGGUGUCCGCUGAUGUUUACGAUUUUAAUAUUUCUGAAGGCCGUUAUGGUGGCCUGGACAUGUGCUGAAAGCCAAACUUUUAAAAUUUUUGGUUUUUUUUAAACAAAGAAAUAUUUUAAAUAAAUCCUAUUUCAACACAGUGAAAUUGUUGAAAACUGUCUCAUAAAAGAAAAAUAUCAUAUUUAGGGUUUUUGUUUUAGUGGUCAGUAUUGGGGACUGAAAGUGUCUGUUGUUACCCUUACGACUAUUUUGACAAAUAUUAGAGGCUAGUGUGUUCCAUACAACAAAAAAUAGGAGUUUCGAUUUGAAGUAGGACAUUCAAAUUGAGGUAAAUAAGUCCAGACAUUGUGCGGCUGUGUUCCAGUCAUCAAAGGUCUUAGAAAAAUUCCCACUUGUCUUUGAAAGUGCAUGUGCGCUGUGAUGUCUCCAGUGUGGCCAUACCAAGGUGAGAAUUGUAAAACAUCAAUGUGAGCCACACGGGAUACAAAGCAUCCAGCUGCCGAUCGGUGAGAUCUCUUCCUGAGUGACUACUUGGACUUGGGAAUAUUUGCUGGCAGUGUAAUCUCUGGUGAAUUUCUCUCCAAAAGCAACCAAAGUCAGUAAGCCUGAAGAGCAUUUUGCAUUUCCUCAGAUGUCCUCAUCUUCUCAGAAACAUGGAUCUGACUGACCCUUUCAACUAUGUAGUCAUUUUCCAGAAAUCAUGGGCUCAGUUUCCAAAUGCUGUAGCAGCCAGGUAGGUGUGGCACAGCCACUUUGCUCUGUGUGGUCUGUUAUAUUAUCAGAGUUUCCCCAUCUUUUUUUGUCUCCAAGAAUGGGGGAAGUGGAAUGUACAGAUUGAAGUAGAAUACAACGUUGGGAUAAAACAACUAUUUAAUCCUUUUUUUUUUUUUUAAAGCAAGCACUCAAUUUUCUACUUUCUAAUUUUUAUGUCAUGGUAAUAUUGAAAAUUGGAAAGUGUUUAAAUGUUAAAACUUGUAAUUGCUAAAGAGCACUGAGGAAAUGGGAACUAGCACUUAAAUAACAUUUUCUUCAAAGCACGUAUGCAAUUGGGUAUUUUAAAAAAAAAGCAACCAGCAUCAUCUAGAAUAAUCUCUAGAAGAUUACAGGAGUCAGCUUGUGAAUAUAGUAGUUAAUAGGUUCAGUGUUUUAAUUCACUAUUUAGGAGUCACCGUAGCUAGUUUGCACUUCACUGUGUAGGUGCGGCGCAGCCUCAGCAGCAACUGCGCCGCGCCUCCCAGUUGGAGCACAGACUGAUCGGACCCAUCCAGAUCUGAUGGAGGCUUGCUCUGGGCUCGCUCCAGUAUCCCUGGAGCGUGCUGGCCUGGAGGAAUCAGGUUGCACCCCUCCUCACUCCCUAGCAUCUUGUACUCUUCCUGCUUCUGUGGUGGGUUAUUUGAUGCCUUGCUAGUUUUACAUACUGGUUACCGAUGGUGUAUACAUGGAGUCUUAAGGAUGUUAAGGGAAACUGUCCUUCCCAGAGGAUGGGCUUGUGGAACCCAAAGGGGCGGAUGUCCUUUCCAAAGCGCAGAUGACUCCCAAAGGAUGAGUCAGGUAACAGUUUAAAGCCAUGGGCUCUGAGGAGGCUCAAUUUGCAAAGUCCCUAGGUUCUGAAUGAAAAAAAAAAAUCUUUAAUCAACACUCUGGAAACCACAUACUUGCUGGUUGAGGCCAAAGGUCAAUUUUACUACACUGUUCUGGGGGGGAGGGGAGCUCAGUGCAUCUCUGUCAAGUCAGUCCCAGGUAUUGUAACAAGCCCCUCACAUGCAUUAAGUUUUUACAUGCACAAAGAUGAAGGCUUUGGUACCGAAACCGAAGACCCUUGUGUACUCAAGAAUCUUCACAGCUUAUAUUGGACAGAUUUUCUUUUUAGGAAUGAAGGAAAAUUCUCCCAUUUUUGAGCCAUUCUUUUAUGUCAAUUCUACAAAAUUGCAUGUAACUUUAUAAAUAUUUUUAAAAGAUAUAGUUUUGUAAAUAUUUAAUAUUCUGCUAAUUUGAUUUUGAAUUGUAAAUGUUAAGUAUUGUUUUUGAAGUUUUUAUGUUUUAUUAUACUUUGUUAAAAAAGAAAAAUUGUACAUUUUUAGAAUGUUUUUAUGAGUAA
Molecule: messenger RNA, 7327 nt
Organism: Nyctereutes procyonoides (raccoon dog)
Lineage: Eukaryota; Metazoa; Chordata; Mammalia; Carnivora; Canidae
Gene: ZCCHC14
Product: zinc finger CCHC-type containing 14
Exons: 12
Coding region: 41-3409 (1122 amino acids)
Molecular function (GO): zinc ion binding; phosphatidylinositol binding; nucleic acid binding
Source: RefSeq, a predicted model, not a curated record